AUGAGUAAAAACAAAGUCAAAAAAACCAUAAUAUCUGAGGAAAUCUUGAAAAUUUUUAUUGAUUCUUGUAUCCAUGAUGAGCCACAGAAUCGUAUAACAGAUAGGAUCGCAACGUUGAUUUCUUCAAGUGAAGAGAAACUCCGAUACACGCCAAACAAAUUAUUUCAGCUAGUCGUUCAAAAAUGCAACGACGAUAAUAACCGUAACUCAAAAUAUUUCGUGUUAUUGGGUUUUUUUAACGCAUACGGAUUCGGGACACUACGUAAUGAAGCGGAAGCAUUUAAAUGGUAUCUGAAAGCAGCCGAGCAAGGAGACAUAAUUGGUCAACUACGAGUCGCCAUUUAUUUCGAGUCGGGAAUACGGAAAGAUAUAACGAAAAGUAGGUACUGGUUCGAGAAAGCUGCAAAUUCUGGGCUCGCGAUUGCUCAAUAUCGACUAGCCAGAAGCUUACAAAUCUCCACCGAAACUGAUAACGACGAUGUUUCAAAUUCGAUAUUUUGGUUGGAGAAAUCGGCGAAAGCUGGAUUCGAUAAAGGAAUUCACGUGUUAGCCUGGAUAUAUGAACGAGGAAAAGGCGUGCCAAAGGAUUUUAAAAAAGCAUUUCAUUGGUAUAAGAAAUUGGAGGAUUCAAAAUCGGGAAAAGCGACGAGAAGUUUGGUGUUGUAUUGUUUGAAUGGGUUUGGUACGGUGACAGAUAAACAUGAAGCUAUAAA
Ambispora leptoticha is the source of this 713-nucleotide messenger RNA. NCBI's taxonomy places the organism in Eukaryota, Fungi, Glomeromycota, Glomeromycetes, Archaeosporales, Ambisporaceae. The record is from the annotation of a GenBank genome assembly.